This is a messenger RNA of Cladocopium goreaui, 1941 nucleotides long. The record is from the annotation of a GenBank genome assembly. NCBI's taxonomy places the organism in Eukaryota, Dinophyceae, Suessiales, Symbiodiniaceae.
AUGAGUAGGAAGAAGGAGAAGAAAAAUGUGGACAUGGAGGAGGAAGAAGAGGAGGAGUGGGAGGAGGAUGAACCUUGGAGAAAUUCCAAGGGAAGGAAGACUGGUGGGGGCACCACCUCUUGGGCUAGGCAAGCCAGAAGAGCUGCCAAGCAAGCCAAGAAGGUGAUGAUCCACUGGCAAAAAGGGAACAAAGCCCUUGCAAAAGGGACACCCCUUGAGAAAGGGAACAAAGCCCUUGCAAAAGGGCAAUAUGAAGCCAAGUGGCAGGAGCUGAAGGGAAGCUUGGUCCCAGGCUUGGUCCCAGGCUGGAAACUGGCACAUCCCUUGAGAAAGGGACAGCUGCAAGCAGCAGCAAUGCUGCACCCCUUGAAAAAGGGAAAAAAACUUCUUGAAAAAGAGGAGGCAACAGCCCUUGAAAAAGGGCAAUUCCUUGAAAAAGGAAAUGUUGCCAAAAAGGUGGCAGUUCUGGAGUCAAAGACUGCCACCAACAAGCAGGCAAAAUCCCUUGCAAAAGGGAAGGAGACUGCAGCCCUUGAAAAAGGGUCAGAAAAGAAGCAGUCCCCUGAAGCCCAAUCAGAACCUUUGGCUGUGUUGGUUGAUUGGCACCAUUGCCUGAAAAAUGGUCCCCAGGACACUGUGCUGGUCCAGGACCUCAUGGCCCUGCAGAAGCUCCUUGACAAAGGAGUGGAGGUGCAUGUGCUCUCCUUCUGUGGGGCCAAGCAAAUCACCAAAGUUGAAAAGGAAAUGUGGGACAAGCUCCCGGAUCUCAUUGAACAACUUCACUGGUGGGGAUGCUGCACCAGUCGCACUGGGGUGGGGGGCAAGGCAGAGUAUGCCACAGAGUGGGGCUGCCAGGUGGCCUUUGAUGAUUCAAAGGACAUCUUGCAAGAGCUAGGCUCAUGGGGUGUCAAAACCUAUGGCAUCCAGACACCCAGAGAGAGCCAUGCAUGGAUGCCAGAAAACUCCAGGUUUGCAUCCUUUGCAGACGCAGGCAAGCCCUUGCAAAAGGACAAGCCCUUGCAAAAGGACAAGCCCUUGCCAAAGGGCAAGCCCUUGCCAAAGGGCAAGCCCUUGCCAAAGGGCAAGCCCUUGCAAAAGGGCAAGCCCUUGCCAAAGGGCGAGCCCUUGCCAAAUGGGCAAGCCCUUGCAAAAGGACAAGCCCUUGCCAAAGGGCAAGCCCUUGCCAAAGGGCAAGCCCUUGCCAAAGGGCAAGCCCUUGCAAAAGGGCAAGCCCUUGCCAAAGGGCAAGACAAGCCCUUGCAAAAGGGCAAGCCCUUGCCAAAGGGCAAGCCCUUGCCAAAGGGCAAGCCCUUGCAAAAGGGCAAGCCCUUGCCAAGGGGCAAGCCCUUGCCAAAUGGGCAAGCCCUUGCCAAAUGGGCAAGCCCUUGCCAAAGGGCAAGCCCUUGCAAAAGGGCAAGCCCUUGCCAAGGGGCAAGCCCUUGCCAAAUGGGCAAGCCCUUGCAAAAGGACAAGCCCUUGCCAAAGGGCAAGCCCUUGCCAAAGGGAAAGCCCUUGCCAAAGGGCAAGCCCUUGCAAAAGGACAAGCCCUUGCCAAAGGGCAAGCCCUUGCAAAAGGACAAGCCCUUGCCAAAGGGCAAGCCCUUGCCAAAGGGAAAGCCCUUGCCAAAGGGCAAAUCCUUUCAAAAGGACAAGCCCUUGCCAAAGGGCAAGCCCUUGCCAAAGGGCAAGCCCUUGGGAAAGGGCAAGCAUCUCCUCAGCAGUGGCAGCAAGCCCUUGAAAAAGGGAAAGCCCUCUGCUAAGAACUUCAACAGACUUGGCAAUCUUUCUUUGCAAGAGAAGGUUGCUGCAGUUUGUGAGGAGCAAGUGAUGAUGACAGGCUGGUUAACCAUCCAGCAACCCUUGAAAAAGGGUGGGGGCAAGUCACCAUCCCUCUGUUCACACAUGGUGAUGGAGUGGAAUAUGAAUCCAGGGACAGCUUGA